AUGGAGCAGGGCAGUCUUGCCACAUGCAGAGAACCGAGCGCUGGUUGCAUCGGCCGAAUACGAAAGGCUGAGGCUGCAUUGCACCUGCCACUUAUGGAGGAGGCGCAACGAACCCCUCCACCUCAGGCGCCGGAGCGUCCCAUUGAAGCUGAGCCUACAGCUGACGAAUUGGACGCAUUUAUCUGGGAGAACCAACUCAACGAGCGCGCGGCGGAUGCGCUUCGCAUGGGAGAGCACACAGAAACUAAGGCCUGGACGGUUGCGAGAAAAGUGUCUCAGAGUGCUAUUGUAGGCUGCAUCGGCCGCAUCGCGAAAGCUCAAGCAAAGAACCAGUACCAUGGCUCUCCAGCUGCGAGCCGGCACCCCAAUGGCGAAAGUGGGGUCCAUCAGCCUCGGCGGAGAUCUUUGCCAUCUCAGCCAUGGAUGCCUUCAGAAGCUGAGGUGGAACAGUUCGUGGAGGACAACGAGCUGAACGAGAGAGCCGCCGAUGCCUUGAGGAGCAUCCCCGCGAUCAUCCAAAAGCAGGUCCUCGAGCAGGGGAGCCUGCGGGGCUGUCGCGAGCCGAGCGCCGGCUGUAUCGGCCGCAUUGCCAAGGCACAGAGAUCUGCGCACGUCGCGGAGGACGCUUUGCAGGCACCCUCCGCCGACGAACUGUCGGCCUUUGCCGAGCAGAACAGUAUCGGCGACCGUGCGACAUCCGUCCUGUACGAGGCGCCAGCUGCUGUGCAAAGAGCCGUGCUGGACCAGGGAAGCCUCCAGGGCUGUCGAGAUCCUGGCGCCGGCUGCGUCGGCCGGAUCAGGAAGGCCCAGGAAGCAUUGCGAAGCGGCAGCCAACAUGCUGGCGUUUCGCACAAGCGGAGGCGCCAAGAACAGGUGCGAUCAGGAGGCCCAGACUUCCACCAAAAUGGAGGACGUGGCUGGGUGGAUCCAAAACUGCGCUCCGCAGUGGAGAACUUCGUGAGGGAGUUCGAGCUGAGCGAACGGGCAGCCAACACGCUUCGCCAGGAACCGCCGGAGGUGCAAGAAGCAGUACUCCGAGGCGGCAACAUGAAUGGAGCUCGUGACACGUCUGCUUGCUGUAUGGGUCGGAUUCGAAAGGCUCAUCAGGAGUUUGAUGCGGAGGAAAGGCAGCCUGCUAAAAGGCGACGCCACAGCAGUGGACCUUUCUCGCAGGACUUCACCGAGGCUUCUGGCCGCCGGCAGAGGGCAGGAG
Molecule: messenger RNA, 1213 nt
Organism: Symbiodinium necroappetens
Lineage: Eukaryota; Dinophyceae; Suessiales; Symbiodiniaceae
Source: the annotation of a GenBank genome assembly